Molecule: messenger RNA, 10518 nt
Organism: Brassica rapa (field mustard)
Lineage: Eukaryota; Viridiplantae; Streptophyta; Magnoliopsida; Brassicales; Brassicaceae
Biological process (GO): proteolysis
Molecular function (GO): cysteine-type peptidase activity
Source: RefSeq, a predicted model, not a curated record
GAACUGUGUUGUGUCGAAGAAGGAACCGCAAACCGAAAUCCUCUCACCCUUCGAAACCCUCGUCGACAUUGUUCUUUACUUCUUCGAACUCUCUCUAACUCUCUGUCGUUGAACUCUCUAUAACUCUCUGUCGUUGAACUCUGUCUCGUCGGAGUUUUUAGAAACCGUCGUCUGUACGAAAUCGCCUUCACCGCAUUCUCAUCAACGAGUUCAUCUUUUCCGGUAAGAUGUCGCGACGUUAUAUAUUGUAUUUUGGUUGAGUUUGUGGGUCAGUUAUAUAUUGAGGCUGUGAUAUGGGUGUGUCGAGGUUUUUGUUGCGACUGAGUUAGGGUUAUGUUGACUGUGCUAUGGGUUUGUCGAGGAUUUUGUUGUGUCUGAGUUAGGGUUAUGUUGCGGCUGAGAUAUGUGAUUGUCUAGGCUUUUGUUGUGUCUGAAUUAGGGCUUUUUGUUGUGGCUGAGUUAUGGUUAUGUUAUAACUGAGUAAUUAUUAUGUUAUGGCUGAGUUAUGGUUAUGUUAUAACUGAGUAAUUAUUAUGUUAUGGCUGAGUUAUAUAUAUGACCUAAUAUAUUUUAAUAUUAUGAUAUGGCUGUGUUAUUUUUAUGUUGUGGCUGAUUUAUUGUUGUGUUAUAUGAUCAGAUGGAUGUUAGUCAAGUCGAACCACGUGAUUACCCUCCAAGACUUUACCCUUCUAACCUAGAAGGUAAAGAUAUCAAUCAUAAUUUCCGUGCAGGACAUUUCCCCCACAUUAAAGAAACAAUAGGACUCGAUGUGUGGGAAGAACUGGUGAACUCUCCCAUUGGAGUAGUUGCUAGGCUACUUUCACGCGAAAGCAUUUGGUCUGGUAGGACCGUACACUAUCUGCUAUGUAGACAGCUGCGAGUGCAUAAAAAGGAGAUAUGGUCUGUUGUGGUUGAUGAUGUUAUCAGGUUUAGCUUGCUCGAGUUUGGUGAGAUCACUGGGUUAAACACAGGUCCAUUGCCAACAGAAAGUUUUGAACCUGAUCAAUACAAAGAGUUUUGGGAGGAGUUGAAGGUGCCGCUUGGGAUGGGACCCAAGUAUGAUGAGCUGAAGGCAGCAUUAGAGUUCUGUCCUGGUUGGAGUUUUGAAAAGCGUAAGUGGUUGGGGAUGUUAUUUCUUCAAGCCAUGGGACUGUACUGUUUGCAUCACAAUUCAAGGAUACCCUUUCAAAGUGCAAUAAGGGUAUUCGACGAUGAAGCCAUGAGGUCGUAUCCAUGGGGUCGGACUGCAUACGAAGUUCUUGUUGACUCUCUGAAAACACUGUCUCCAGAUGGAAAGUCAUACACAGUAAGCGGCAUGAAGGACGUUUUAUUGGUUUGGGCGUAUGAGUCCAUCGUCUGUUUCGGUGAGAAGUUUGGGAGAGUGGUCAACAAUGAAGACGUUCCUCUUUUGCGAUGGGGUGGAAGGCGUACACGUUCAAGUUUUGAUACUGUCUUGUCUGACGAAAUCAAAGAUCAUGGCGAGGUCCGUUUGAGGAGAAUGGUUAUGAAGGAGUCAAUUGAAGAGAUGUUUCCUGUAUGGUCGGAUGAACCUGACGACCCACAACUCGUUAGGUUGGUAGAAGACAUACACGCAGGUAGAUACGUGAAAGGUUUCUGGGAAGUACAGAGGGAUGAGCAGGGGAAGGGGAAUGAGAAGAAGAAGAAGAAGAAAACGAAGGGAGUUUCAUCAGAAGCUGAGCCAUCAACAAAGAAGCAGAAGAAAGAAGCUGCUGAAACGAGAAAGGGUUCUAGCGAGGAGGAAGCUGUAUUGGACAAAGCGACUCUGACGAAUCUUGUGAGUGCUCUGCAGAAUAUUUCAGCAAAAUUUGACGCUUACGAUUUUGACCGGAACCGGCCAGUGAUGGACGAGAAGACCCUAGAUAACGUGGUGAAAGCUGUAGUGCAGCAGAGUCUGAAAGUUUUGGGGGAAAGGAAAAUUCCCGACAACGAUGCUAAACUCUCCUCCGCCGGCGUAGAAAAAUCUUUAUCGGUGACAUCAUCACCUCGUAGGAGGUCGCCACCGGAAAAGUCGGACAAAAGUCCAGUGGUAGAACCGCAGGCCCAGGAGGAGAAGUCUGUAAAAACUCCAGUGACAGAACCGCGGCAGCAGAAAAAGCCUGUCAAAAGUCCAGAGCCGCCGCAGCAGAAAGAGAAGGCUGUCAAAAGUCCGGUGCCGCCGCAGCGGAAGGAGAAGGCUGUCAAAAGUCCGGUGCCGGCGCAGCAGAAACAGCAGAAGUCAGUCAAAAGUCCAGCGUUAGCUGAGACCCCUGCAAAGAAGAAUUCGGAGCUUGAGAAGGAUACAGUGGUGAGAAGGAUUUUGGGUGAUGAUUUUAAUGAAAUUGAUUUCAUCAGUGUUUCUCCUGCAAAGAUUACUAAGGAUGCUAAGGAUGGUAAGGAUGCCAACGUUCCAGCCUAUGGACGCGGCUUACGGGGCAAGGCCAAGCGUACUGUUACUGUAAAGGAUGAGGCUAUCGAGGAUAAGAAAAAAGCACAGCGGGCAGAGGCUGCGUUGAAGAGGAAGGAGAAGCAAGAGGCUAAGAAAAAAGAGAACGAGGAGAAGAAACAGAAGAGAAAAGCGGCUGAGUUACAAAAGAAACAAGAGGCUGGGUUACAGAAGAAAAAGAAGGAAGACGAGGCUGAGUUACCGAAAAAAAAGAAGGAAAAAGAGGCUGAGUUACCGAAGAAGAAGAAAGAAGAAGAGGCUGAGUUACAGCGGUCUGAGGAAUGUGUUGUGACCAACGACGAAGUUCUUGCGGAAGAUAACGCAUUGGCGGCGGGGUCUGAUGUCGAGCCAGCUGAAUUGAUUAGAUCUUCCGUGGUAAAGGAACUUCGGGAGAAAUCAGUUAAGUUAUCUCCACAAGGGUUUUCAUUGACGAACCUUGAUUCAGCACCAGUUUUUCCGUACAUUGGAGACAAUGGACAGACGACUUGCAUGAGGAAGAACAUUACGCCUUCAUCAGAAAUAUACGACCCUUGCGCACCUGUUGAUCCGGCGCGACUGGAAAAACUGAAGCAACACAUUAAGGCAAUUCCACCCAAACCACCAGCACCUAAAGAUAAACCAGAAGAACCCUCAGCUGAUCAUGAGAGUGACUUCUACAGCAUACUCAUGCAUGAAAGACCGUGGCCUGACAAAGAAUAUGGAUGGGUGUUUGAUAAUCAUAUCGCUGCGUAUAUGAACGUCCUCAUACAAAGGUCCAUGCGAGAUCCCACUCCAUUCUGGUCCAAGCGGAUUGGUUUCAUAGACCCUUGGUUGUUAAGUUCUUGGGCUUCCCUCGAUUACAGGCAGUUCAGGAUGAAACCUGCUUCGUUCAAGUUCAAAGACUGUGGUUAUGAAGCGUUGGUAAACGGGAGAUUCCCCGAAGAAUUUACAACAAACUUGAAGUGGUAUGCAGAUGUGGAUCACGUGUACGGAUGUCUUCAAACCGGCGGUAAUCACUGGGUGGCGUUUCACGUGGAUCUGAUCAAGGAGAAGAUAGAUUGCUACGAUCCAAUCUAUGGAGAGUCAACACCCGAAAGUGAGCAAAAAAUGCUAAAUGCUUUUAGACCUCUACUGGAGAUGCUUCCCUGGAUGUUGAAUGAGCUUAUUCCUGCCGAUCUCCGAAAGCAUUCUAGGAAGAGGUUCGCAUUCAGACGGAGGAGCAAAAGAUACAUUCCACAAAACAACAUGUCAGGUGAUUGUGGGGUUUAUUCGUUGAAGUUUGUGGAGUGUCUAGCGCUUGGUGUAACUUUUGAUGGCAUAAACGAUAGUAAUAUUCAAGGGUUACGGGUGAAGAUGGCAGCAGAUAUCCUCGAGGAAGGAGGAAAUGUUGGAAUGAACAAUUUGUUUUCAUAAUGAAACUGUGUUUGUUUGUGAACCUGUGUUUGUUGUUAUGUUAACUAUUUGACUUUGGAUAACUGCUGUAAUAACUCAGUCGUAUCGAUUAGUAAUACUCAGCCAGUACUCAUUGAUAACUCAGUCAUACCUCAAACAUACCCUAGAAUCAAAAUAAUUAAUAAUUUUUCAUUCGAAUGUUAUAUAUAAAGUCCAAUUAUCAAAAUAAUUAAUAAUAACUCAAUGUGUGAGCAUGAUCUUUGUUGACUAUACGAGUUUGGAAUCGAUUAUAAUCUUGAGGUAUAUGUUGUCUCUUACGAGUACCUAAAACUCUAGGCAGUGAUAUGAGGUGUGAGCAUGAUUCAAAACACGUAAACUGUUAUUGUGUUAUUUAUUAUGAAUUUGUGAUAUUUAUCAUAUCUUGUGGUUCGUACAUCAUAAAUCAUAACCCUAAACAAUCUUAUUCGGAACCCAAACCCUAAAUAACUAAACCCUAUACCCUAAACGGCAAACAACAAAUCAGCCGUAAAGGUCUUAAUAACUCAGCCUGUUAGUGUAAGUUAAUAUUUACAUAUGGCGCGAAAAUUUUAGAUAUUUUAUCUCGCGACCUUUAAUGUUCUAUACUUCCCCUAUAUAUAGCCCCCUUCUCUUGCACCUUCUCGCCUUAUCUCACUAGAAAACCUAAACAAUAUCUCUAUAUCGCCUUACAAAGUUAUGAUUGUUCCUGGUUAUUCAGAAAGGUUAGAGAACAGAGUCAAUGAGAUACUAAACUCUGAAAAUCGUGAAAACCUUCCCGUUCUAUACCCUGGCCCGGGUGUCUUGCUUGACAGCGUAAUCUGGUUUAAAUUUCUAAGCGAUCUCUCCCUGGCCAUCCCGUCGAUUUUAGCAGAAGGAUGGGUUCAUGAUUGGCCGACAUGGCGCGCCAUUCCCGAUCAUUUUAAGGAACGCUGGUUUCUUCAACUCGCUGUAAGGACAACAUCUUUGAAUUGUUUUUGAUAUUAGACAUAAUAACAGCACUUACAUUUGGAAAUUGGUUUUUUGUUGUAGCGCAAACGCACGUGGGCACGAAGAUAUAAUUUUCAAGUUUGGACAAAUUUUAAUCUGGUGGCCAGAACGGUGUUUCGUUGUCAGAUGCGCCUCUUGAAGAGGAGGUGGGCACAUGGGGGUGAGAAGCCUGCGUGGAUGCUAACUAGAGUUUGGCGUGAUCUUGUCCACAUGUUUGAAGAAUUUGGUCCUGAUAAUUUUGGUUUUAGAAAUUGAUUUGUUGUUUUUGUUUGUAUUCAGCCGUCAAGUUUUUGUAAAGUUGUUUAACUCAGCCGUUAAGUUUCUAUAAAGUUGUUUAACUCAGCCAUUAAGUUUCUAUUAAGUUGUUUAACUCAGCCGUUUAGUUUCUAUAAAGUUGUUUAACUCAGCCGUUAAGGUUUUAUAAAGUUGUUUAACUCAGCCGGAAUUGUUUGCGUCAAACGUCAGUGUUUCAGUUAAGUAACUCAGCCGUAAUACGAAUUAAGAUACUAAUAACUCAGCCUUAUAUUGUAAAAAUACAAAGCCAUAGUUAACGCUAUUUUCAAUGUAUUAUUAUGGCCGCCAUUACUUAAUCGAGACCAGUAUUAGAGUCCUUUAUUCUCUUAUUAUUAUACGUGCGAGAAAUUCCAUCGUCAUUGAGAAUAUCGAGACUCAUUAUUAUGGCCGUCAUUACAUUAUCGAGACUACUAUUAUUAGAGACCUUUAUUCUCUUAUUAUUAUGUGCAUGAGAAAUUUCGUUUGCAUUGAGAAUAUCGAGACUCAUUAUUAUACGGCUGGCACGCAUGUAUCGGAUUAUUUACAUAAUCGAGGUAUUGUUAUUUUUAAUGUAACUCAGUCAAUACGUCUACGUUAACUCAGCCAAAAUAUAGACGCUAACACAGCCGUAAUACGAAUUCAACUUAAGUGUUUGAUAAAAUAAUAAAGAACCUUUCGUAUUUCUUGAUUUGAUUGAGUAUUCGUCAUAAUUAAAGUGCAUCACGUGUGUGGAAAAAUACGGCUCAAACCUAAUAUCGAGGCAUUUAAUAGUUUAUUAAUUUAAAUUAUUCCUCUUUAUUUGAAUUUAAAAAAAAAUGAUUUUAUAUUACUACCACUAUUGUUUUAACUUUGUCUUUCACACCAAUUUCUCUUUCAUUCAAAGAAAAUGUCUUCUUCAUCAUCUGUGUCUGGUAACACUUACUUUCACCGCCGGCAUGUGGAAAGAGGAACGCCGAAACAGUGUUGGUGUGGUGAACCCGCUGAAUUAUGUACAUCUGCAUCACGGGCUAAUCCAGGAAGACUGUACUAUUGCUGUCGCAAAGGAUAUAUUAAGGUUUGAUUUUUAAUUUUAUUCAUUAUACUGUCAAUGUGAUACUAAGAGCUGGGCAUGUUGGUGAAAUCAGAGACAUUUAUUCAAAUGGGCGGACGAGUGCUUGGUGGAAGAGGUAGAAGAUAUGAAAUCGGUGAUGAGUGACAUGACCAAAGGCAUAUCAGAUCUGAGAGUAGACGUUGGUCGGUUGGAGAAAGAACUCGGUAAAGCGGAAAAGAUGAAGUGUUUGAUGUUUCCAGUGGUGGUUUGUGGGUUUGGUAUGGCCAUAUUUUGGCACUAUUUCUUUGCGUAGUCAUGUGUUGUAAUCAUAAUUUAGACGCAAUGUUUUUAGUAACUCAGCUAUUACGUUCAAUGCAACUCAGCCAGUACGUUAAUUAAUUCAUAAUCAAACAAUAACCCAGCCAUAAUACGAGUAUUCGUCAGUCAUAACGUUUUAAUAACUCAGUUAUAACGUUCACUGCAAUUCAGCCGUUACGUUAAUUAAGUCACUAUCAAACAAUAACCCAGCCAUAAUAUGAGUAUUCGUCAGUCAUAAUGUUUUAAUAACUCAGUUAUAACGUUCACUGCAUCUCAGCCGUUACGUUAAUUAAGUCAUAAUCAAACAAUAACCCAGCCAUUAUAUGAGUAUUCGUCAGUCAUAAUAAGAUAGUAACUCAGCUAUAACGUUCAGUGGAAGUCAGUCAUAAUCAAACAAUAACAUAAACAAUAACUCAACCAUAAUAUGAAUAUUAGUCAGCCAUAAAAAGAGACAUACAUAAAUUUCUGGUUCGACAUACAUAAGUUUAGGUUCAAAAUCACUCUUCCCUUUCCGGACAUACACACAUUAGUGGAGUAGUUUUCCCAUCUCCAACCACAUUGAACACAAAUAAGUCUCCUAUGGCGCAUCUGUUAGCACGACAGAACUUUCUCCAGCCUCUUCUGAUGUAAUACAUGCCGUCUGCUUCGCUAAAUCGCAAACUCACAGUCCAUGAAUUUCCCUCUUUGUUGACAAGUAUUAUCUCUUGGCAUUGUUUGUUCAAAGCAGUACAAGUCGUAGCUCCCUCAGGAAGAUACUGCAAACACAGAACGUAAAGACACAGAACAGAUCAAACCAUAUGUUAAUAACUAACUAAAUACUGCAAACACAGAACGUAAAGACACUGAACAGAUCAAACCAUAUGUUAAUAACUAACUAAAUAUGGUCUAUAACUGAAAAUCGACUCACAAGUUUGUCUUCUUUUAGAUUCGAAGCAGUGACCUCAGCCUGAAAACAAUAGUCAAAUGAGAAAGAAGGAGCAUCAUCCGCAUCGGCUUCUUCCUUGAUGAUGUGAGGAUGUGUAUACUGAAUCUCACAACAGCUAGGACCAAAUGGUGUGACAUGAAACACCAUAUCUCCUUCGUGUUUGAAGAUGACAAUGUCACCGAUUUGAAGGUCAUGUGCUGUGGUGAAAUCUUUCCAACCUCCGGUGAGUCUCCUGCCUUCUUGUAUCACUUCCCAAGUUUGAUCUGUAGCGUCCGAUCUUAGUUUCCAUGUUUUCCGGUUUGUCUUCCCUUCUAUGUGCUGUGAGAAGAAGCCAAGUGGUAUUGUCUGCAGGUCAGAAAAGCCAAAGUUAAGCAAACUCUAAAAUAGGAACAUAUACACAUGAGAAAUAGAGAGUGUGUGUCUACCACGCCACUGUGGAAAUCGGGAAGCAGAGGCUUCAAGAAAUGAGGUUUGUGCGAAUUAGGCAUCUGCAAACAAGAAAAGAAUGGGAAGAAAACAUCAUCGAACCUAAGCUGAAUCCACAAAUCUGCAAAAGAGAGGCUUCGGUUUUACCUUCGUAUCGAGACGCUUCGAAAUCGCCUGUCGUCGAGAGCUUUUCUUUUUUUUUUCGCGUUGGGACGAAAAUGAUUUCUUUUUUUUUUCCUUGUGUAAAGUAAAUAAUGCCGGAAAAUAUAACUCAGCCGUAACAUUGUUAAUAAUUAAUAAUGCCGAAGAAUAAAACUCAGCCGUAACAUUGUUAAUAAUUAAUAAUACCGAAAACUAAACCUCAGUCGUAAAAUUGUUAAUAUUUAAUGAUGUCGAAAAAUAAAAGUUGGCCAAAAGAGUCAUACAUAAUUUAACUCAGUGUCGAGUUAUGUCCUGACACGCAUGUCCGAGUAAUUUACGAUAUCGAGGUCAUUAUAUGUUUAUUUUAUUUGGACACGCGUGAUCUUUAUAUUUAAUAUGAUUUCCCUAUUAUAUUUCCAAUAUUUACAAGUAAAAGAUAAAGGAAAAACCAGAGUCGACUUCUAAAACCUAAAGUAAGUCUCUUUCGUCCAAAAUCGAUUUUGAAUUAUUUUUUGUAUUUUGGCCUUGUUCGAUUUUGCAUUAUUUUUUGUGUGCUAUGAUGUAUAAAUUAGAUGGAUCUACAGCGUGGAAUUCCAAGGACGUGCGACUGUGGAGCUGCUACCAUUGUGUUAACGUCAGGUACAAUAAAGAAUCCGGGUAGAAGAUUUUAUCGAUGUGGAGCAAAUUCGGGUCAAAACCAUGUUUUCAAAUGGCUUGAUGAAGCACAUGAUGAAGAGUUUGUAGUUGUGGCAAACAAACUCGCGACGAUAGAGCAGGAUUUGGCCGCUAUAAAAGCAGAAUUAGAUGAUAUGAAGAAAGACAUAACUGAGAUCAUAAAAAUUAUUGAAUGUCUUAGGAUGAAGUCUUAAAUGUAUUAGUUGCUACUACUACUUCUUUGUUUACUCAGAUUCUGUACUCAUAAGUCAGUCUAUGUUUAUGUAACUCGGAUUUAACUCAGCCGUUGUUAAUUUCUUCCGAAACAACAACUCAGCCGUAACAUGUAAUAAUAUCAGUCUUAACGUUUAGGUGAACAAUCAAAAAACAGUCAUAAGAUGAAUAAAUGAGAAUAACUCAGCCGUAAGAUGAAAAUAACUCAGCCGUAAGAUGAAAAUAAGUCAGCCAUAAGAUGAAAAUAACUCAGCCAUAAGAUGAAAAUAAGUCAGCCAUAAGAUGAAAAUAACUCAGCCAUAAGAAAAUAAGUCAACCAUAAAAACAGAAUAUAUAAUUUUUUGUUCGACAUACAUAAUGGCAUAGCAAAAAACAUAAAAAAGAUAAGAUUCUGAUGCAGAGACAUCUUCACCACUUACUUGUGUCCCUAAACAGGCUUAUCGGUUCAAAAUCACGAAAGAACAAGGAAAUCUCUUUGAUCCAGAAACAGCGCUCACACAUGUUGUCGUCCUUAGUCACAUCAAUGUGCCAUAGGCAGAGACAUUGUCGGUCCACAACAUUUGCACAUUGGCAAAGGUAGAAGGACGGAACAUAAGUAGAAGUGAACAUGGCCUUAAUUUGACGGAACUCGUCAGUAUGCCACAAACCCCAUCCCCAUUUCGCAUCUCGAACAAGUUUCCCGACCCUGUCAACAGUUGCUCUUGGAAUUCUCCGAAAAUACUGCGCAUCACCGUAAAAGAUUGCUUGAGUCAUAGCGUGUGUAUACACUGCACGCUCAUAUCCUGCAUCUGCUGCACGCUUGAGGAGAGAAAGGCCAUAAUCUUGCUCAUCGUAUGAGUAGAAAAACUGUACACCCUUUACAUAAAUUGUGCUUGGAUUGUUCUCAGCGUAGCAAGUUUUCAACAACUGAGAUGGCAUAAUGAGACCCCAGGGAAAGGAUAACACAUCGAAAUAAUGGUAUACCCUACGCAUCUCUGCUAACGCCUUCAUCGACCUGGACGAUGCUCUGAGGCGGUAGAGAUCUUGGAAGGAGUUACGGGCCACACGUUCAACCACCAUUGCCUGAAGAUCUUCAGGCAAUUCAAGCAGAGGGAAAUAUUCCAUUUUCUCUGAGAGGACAGUUGUGUAAAAGAUAGAGAGUUGAAGAUGUGUAAUUGUUUGAGAAGUACCUUAUUUAUCUGCAGUUAACGGUUGUAGUUUCGUAUCGCGGCGUUUCUUAUUUCUUAUUUUGAGCGGGAAUUUAAUCCAUAACUCAGCCGUGUAUUACAAUAACUCAGCCUUAGUUGACUUCGCGACGUUUCGUGUUUCUAGCGGGGAAGUUUUUUUCAACUGCGUUUGAAUAAAAGAGCUGACAUUAGAAAUCACGACAAUUAUUAGGCGUGUGAGUAACAUUAUCUCAGCCAAUGAAGAUUAAUUUCUCUUAAUUUAAUUCGCUACUUUCGUAUUCCACUUUAUAAUCAAUAAUUACGUAGGGGCUAUUACGUAACGUAGGGCAAUUAAGUACGGACAUUUCGUUUUUCGAUGUCUGUGUCUCUCUUGAGUAAUGGGAAGCGGGCAAAUCAAUGAAAAUAAAAACCCAACCACAAUACAAAAUUUGAAAAACAUUAACGCAGCCGUCAUAGAACAUUAAAACAAAAAAACCCAGCCGUAUUACAACACAAAACCCAGCCGUAUUACAAUUAAUAAUCCAGCCGUUGU